AUGUCAAUUCCAAACGCAGCAUUGCAAAAGCUUCUACAAGAGGUCGAGACACAGGCUCUCGUCUCGCAGCAAAAGAUCCAGCAGACACAGGCCGAGAUCAAUGCGAAAAAGCGCGAGGCCCGCCUCAACCAGCUCACAAGCAAUGAGCUGGCUUCACUGACAAAGGACACCAAUGUUUACGAGGGUGUCGGCAAGAUGUUUGUUGCCGUUCCUUCUAAAACCGUCGACGCCCGCCUGUCAUCGGAGUCUGCAACUCUGAAGAAAGAUAUCGCCGACUUGGACAAGAAAUUACACUACCAAGAGACCACCUUCAAGAACAGCCGAGAGCACAUUGAUAAGAUCUUGCAGAGCGGUGCACGAUAA
This is a messenger RNA of Cyphellophora europaea CBS 101466, 363 nucleotides long. RefSeq lists its product as uncharacterized. NCBI's taxonomy places the organism in Eukaryota, Fungi, Ascomycota, Eurotiomycetes, Chaetothyriales, Cyphellophoraceae. Bases 1 to 363 code for a protein of 120 amino acids. Gene Ontology annotation, molecular function: protein folding chaperone. Gene Ontology annotation, biological process: protein folding. Gene Ontology annotation, cellular component: prefoldin complex; cytoplasm. The record is from RefSeq and is a predicted model, not a curated record. The transcript is spliced from 3 exons.